Molecule: messenger RNA, 2809 nt
Organism: Betta splendens (Siamese fighting fish)
Lineage: Eukaryota; Metazoa; Chordata; Actinopteri; Anabantiformes; Osphronemidae
Gene: tdrd3
Product: tudor domain containing 3
Exons: 14
Coding region: 174-2528 (784 amino acids)
Biological process (GO): mRNA processing
Cellular component (GO): cytoplasm; nucleus
Molecular function (GO): protein binding; RNA binding
Source: RefSeq, a predicted model, not a curated record
CCUAUGACGUAUUUUACGUAAAGUCGCCGAGUGCUCACGUUAGCUAGCAUUAUCAUUGUUAGUGAAAGAGGAGGGUAAUAUGUAUUACAGGAUCAGAUAAUUUUUAUUCAAGUGUAUCCGCUGUAAACGUUUUGGUGUUGUUAUUUACAUACACAGUUACAGUUUGGACGAAAAUGAGCGAUUGGUCAGAUUCACUGACGAAAGAGGGCUGGCACCUCAGUGAUGAAGGCAUAGCAGAACUCAAAGGAUCUGCUGGAAACAUAACAUCCAAUGACAUCAUUCGUAUUGCACUAGAUAGUGAUCUUCGACCAAUUGGGAAAAAAAAUCUUCCGUGUGAUAUCAAUAGUGGAAGAACUGAGACAUUGGAGGGUCCAUGUGUUCUCCAGUUGCAGAAGGUGAGAAACAUUUCAGCUCCUAAAGACCAUGAAGAGUCCCAGGGUGCGCCGAGGAUGCUGCGCCUACAAAUGACAGAUGGCCAUACCACCUGUGUUGGAUUGGAGUUUAAACACCUGUCUAAAAUCAGUCUAAAUACUCCACCUGGGACAAAGGUGAAGCUCAUCGGUACGGUCCAAGUUAAAAAUGGUGUUUUGCUGCUUGAUGACUCAAACAUUUUGGUCCUUGGAGGAGAGGUUGAUCACAUGAUAGAGAAAUGGGAACUACAGAGGAGUCUGGCAAAACACAACAGGAGUAACAUUGGAGCAGAAGGCGGACCGCCUCCCUUUGUGCCAUUUGGUCAGAAAUGUUCAAGGAAGGAUGAAGUAGACAGCAGAGAGCUGGACCAGAGGAAGACUCUCCAGACUCACAGUGUGCUUAAAAGUCCUGAUGAAAAUGAUGAAUUUGAAAAGCAGCGAACAGCCGCUAUUGCUGAAGUGGCCAAGACCAAAGAGGGUCCCCGCACAUUUGGGGGAGGAGGAAAUGCAGGCAGUAAUUUGUCCAGUGCUGCUUCCUCCCGGAGCCGAGACUCUUACCAACAGCGAAGACGAGAAGACAGAGUGGAGAGAAAUGACAGCAGACAAGACGGAAACUACAGAGAGCUGGUGGAUGAACGUGCCCUGAGAGACAUCAUGGAGAUGGGCUUCAACAGGGAGGCUGCUCGCCAGGCUCUGAUGGACAACAACAACAACCUUGAAGUGGCACUAAACAGCCUACUGACUGGAUCUUAUAGUAGCAGACCUGGCCAUGCUGCAGCCGAACCUAGCAAGCCACAACCCAGAGCUAGAGGAAAAGGAAGGGGCAGGUCCAGAAAUGAAGAGGACGAGGAGAGAGCAGGAGGAAGACCGUCUGGACCAAGCACCCUGUUUGACUUCCUAGAAUCCAAGAUGGGAGUUCUCUCCAUUGAUGAGUCAAAGAGCCAGGCACAUCAGAGACAUCAUGAGAGUAAAGCGAAUUUCUCCAACUCAGAUUAUUUCUCCAAAGAAACACCUCAGACUAAGUUCUCUUCACAUAACGACCACAGACAACAACGCAAUGAGAGACCACCUCGUUUCCACAGAGAAACUGAUUUUCCCAAACCCGGCCAGGAGCCUCUCUCUAACUGUUCAACCUCCCAAACAUCAGCUCAACCCCAGCAGUGGAAGGGCCAGGAGAGAUGGUCAAGAGGACCAGUAGACAGAUUGCAAAAUGACCGGAGAGACAUGCAAAAUGAUCAGGUCCUCCCUCCUCCUUUCACUACAACUUUCACCCGUUCAAAAGAACCUCAGCAGCUGAUGGAGUUUAGCUGCUCUUAUCCCCAGCGAUCCAGAAAUGGAGAUGGCGGCGUUGGAAACAUGGCUGCACCAUCUCACAGGAGAAGUGUACGAGACAGUGGACCUACAUCUAAGCCGGCUAAUUUACCAGGUAGUGAGCUGGAGGGAAGAGGACAAAACAAACGUACUGACAGAACUGAAGAACCUAACAACAGCAGGAGGAAGGGCAAGAGUCCGAACUCAGAAUGCUUUGACCGACAAAAGGAAAGUGGCUUAACAAACUGGAGGGGAGGAAGCUCAGGGACAUGCCAGGAAGUAGGUUUAUCACAUGAUUCCCAAGUCACGACAGGGGAUUCUUCACACUUCCAAAAUGGAGAUAUGGAACACAAACGAACUGGGCCAAUCAAGCCAACAAACUCAUCAUUCCCCCCCAACAGGGAGCCGCCCCCCAAGAAAAACACUACUAAUAACGCAGGACCUAAACGAAGAACAGGACAAAUCAAAGGUCAAGGUCCUCGAGGACCAGAGAAAGGUCAUGUGGUGGAACACACAUGGAAACCAGGUGACCCGUGCCUGGCUUUGUACUGGGAAGACAGCAAGUUCUACCAUGCUAGAAUAGAUGCUGUGCAUCCGUCAGGCUCCACGGCUGUGGUCGUUUUUAGCGAUUAUGGGAACUGCGAAGAGGUUCUGCUGCAUAACAUCAAACCCGUUCCUGCUGAUGUAUUGGAGGAAGAUGAUGGCUACUAUGACAGUUCGCUAGAAUUUCGCCGAGGGGGAGAUGGACAGCCGAGACGCACAAGACCUACACAACAAUAUUAUCAGCCACCCAGGGCACGAGAUUGAUGGCUCGGCCUUUGCAAUGGCAGUGAGCUUUUCUAACGUCCUUCACCUGUGGAGAUGGUGUCGCUGUCUGCAACAAUCCAGAGUGCUUCCUGAAUUUCUGUGUGUCCACACUGUCGGGACGUACUGAACCUUCCAAAGGGCUUGGACACCAUGCAAAAAGAACUAACAUGAUCUCAUGUUUGGGUUUUGGGGUGUUUUUGUCAAGGACAUGUCUACUGUAUAUGCUGUGAAGUUGUUUAAUGGAUGCAUAAUAAUAAACAGCUAUUAUAGUACGUAGUGGA